Messenger RNA from Arctia plantaginis, 609 nucleotides. The record is from the annotation of a GenBank genome assembly. Lineage: Eukaryota; Metazoa; Arthropoda; Insecta; Lepidoptera; Erebidae.
AUGGUGCAAAUACAAGUGACUGAGGGUAUAUUGGAAGGGGAGGAAGUAAAGAAUGAGUACGGAGGGAGUUUCUACAGUUUCAAAGGUAUCCCGUAUGCUCAACCGCCGGUUGGAGAUCUGAGGUUUAAGUCACCGCAGCCACCACAACCGUGGACUGGCAUCAGGGAUGCUACCAAAUUCGGACCAGCAUCCUACCAGCCUAACUUCUUUGGUUCUGACCAUCAGCCACAAAAUAUGGGCGAAGACUGCCUAUAUCUGAACGUCUACACACCAGAAAUAAACCCAAAAAAGAGAAAUAUUUUUGCCCGUAUUGAUCCCCCCGUGCCGUACGAAGCUGAGAAUAUCACAUGUCACGGGGAUGACCUCGCAUACUUGUUCCCGUUGAAACUUUUUUUCGGAAAAGUCGAUACGAAUUCUGAGACAUUUAGGAUGAUAAAUAAAGUUUGCAAGCUUUGGACAAACUUUGCAAAAUUUGGGAAUCCUACUCCAACUAUUGAUGAAAACAUCGAAGUUGAAUGGAAGCCGUUCACCUUGGAGAAGCAAGAGUACAUGGAUAUUGAAUCAGAAGGCAAUUAUUUAAGGAAUAAAUCAUGGUGCAAGUUCAAGUAA